AUGAACGGGGCUGUUGGUCUGGCCGACCCUUCGUCGCUUACCAUAGGAGAGCUUACUUCGAUUCUCUCAGACUAUUAUGACUUGCCUACCUCUCGCCAGAAGAAGGACUACUACAUCGACUUGUACACAAAGCAGUUUGCAAAACCAUCAUCAACCACGUUGAAACCAAACAAAAAGACAAACAUCCCAGCAACAAGUACAAUCCACAACAAACGAUUACGAGUGAAGAAAGCAUUCUCAGAUGUAAACGACUCGUCUGAAUCGGAAUCUGAAGUACCCAUCAUCAAACUCAACAAUACUCCCAGUAAUCUGGCUGACUCGCCACUACUACGAACCAGGGCUUCCAUAGCUAAAAUGAGGGCUGCCAAGAAUAUCACAGAUCAACCAACUCUAGUAGAGUCAGACACACGCGAAGGAUCGGACGAUGAAGAAACCAGCAGCAGCAGUGGUCAAGUCAACAAACUUGUUAGUGCGCUCGAGGGCACGUCAACCACUACUACAACUACAUCAUCAUCCACAACUCGACCUACAAGUCUUACUGGUCCCAUCCGUAGAGGGCGUAAAUCAUGGCUACCUGCACUAGCACCCAGAGCAACUGCCAAAAUAGGAGUCCCUCCAGAGAUAGCUCCUGCUGCCGAGCCUUCUGUAUGGCAUGCAAGUCCUUCUUCACUUAAACCUAUAGUCAAUCGCCUCGCACCCGCACGAUUACGCGAACUGGAAGCAACUCUCAAAUUCAAGACUCCAUCUACAGACAGUGCUUCUGAGGAAAUCGGAAUGUCUUCUGCUGAAAUGGGAUGGAAGAUCUUGUCUCAUAUUGUUGUAUUGGUCGUCUUGGUCGGCGGAGCUCUCGUAUUCAUGGACUGGUUACACACGGUUGGCUCUGAGCUUGCUUAUUGUCCUAGUCGGCCUGCUAUGGCCGAUGACUCAAAUCCAUUGACUCGCCUAUUCCCUACUUGUGUCCAUUGCGAAACUGCCACUAUAUGUAGAGGAAAAGAUGUUACAGGGUGUUAUCAUCAAGGAGAUGUGUUGGAAGUAUCAGCUCUCGCUGAAUACUUGCCUUUUGUAAAAACUUGGCCUCUCCCUCUAGCACGCCCUCAUUGUAUUAAAUCUGGUCGAGCCGUCUUAAAGAAUGGAGUCCCAAGCCGUGCAGCUCGUAUCAUAGAUGAAACCAAAGCAACUGUUGGUAACUGGCUUCAAGGACGAGCAACCAAAAUCCAAUUCAUCGUAUCUGACUAUACAGCAACCUUCUUGGAAGUAGUAUCACAGCCAGACACUUAUACUCUUGAAAAUCUUGGAUUCGUAAUGACCGAAUUAUGGGACCAGUACAAUCAAAUCAUCGCUUGCUUUAUUGCUACGUUUGGUAUAUACUAUAUAGGCUUGGCCAUGUAUCUCCGAUACACUUCACGAGCAGCUAGUAAACGAUUAGCUGAACAGGUUGCUAGGGUCCUCCUUCAACGACAUAAAGACUCUGAAGAAAAUUCCAAAAUAUCUAGAUGGGUAGUUGUGGAUGAGCUAAAGGAUGCUCUGCUUGAAGGGGCUGCUGAUGAUACAGUUAAGGAUUCUCUAUGGUACCUCGCAGAAUGUGAAUUGGCGGGUCGGCAGGAUGUCAUGGAAGGUGAACUUUCUGGUGAACGUGUAUGGUUGUGGAGUGAUGGCUCGUAA
Synchytrium microbalum is the source of this 1662-nucleotide messenger RNA. RefSeq lists its product as uncharacterized. Bases 1 to 1662 code for a protein of 553 amino acids. The transcript has 3 exons. Lineage: Eukaryota; Fungi; Chytridiomycota; Chytridiomycetes; Synchytriales; Synchytriaceae. The record is from RefSeq and is a predicted model, not a curated record.